Molecule: messenger RNA, 1722 nt
Organism: Xenia sp. Carnegie-2017
Lineage: Eukaryota; Metazoa; Cnidaria; Anthozoa; Malacalcyonacea; Xeniidae
Exons: 1
Coding region: 1-1722 (573 amino acids)
Molecular function (GO): nucleic acid binding
Source: RefSeq, a predicted model, not a curated record
AUGUGCUUGGAUAGAUUGGGAUGGGACUGUGAACUGCAUGGCAAUCUACGUGAACAGUGGAACGUUUUAUUGUCAGAGUUAAAGUUUCUAAAUGAUGUUCGUGUACCGAGGUGCUAUUAUCUACUCCAACCGAAAUACUUUACUACACAAGUUCAUGGAUUCAGUGAUGCAUCUGAAAGUGCAAUUGGUGCUGUUGUCUAUGUAAGAACAGUCUAUGAGAAUGGUACCAUCGACGUGAAAUUAAUCGCUUCAAAGACAAAGGUCGCACCAGUGAAAAAGCAAACGAUUCCCCGUUUAGAGCUGGUGGCAGCGACUGUACUAGCGAAGUUAGUAGAGUCUUUGUUAAAGGCACUAAAGUGGAGUCUGGAAGUUUUUUAUUGGGUUGACUCGAUGACAGCACUUCACUGGAUACGAAACGAUCGAGCAUGGAAACCAUUCGUGCAGCAUCGAGUGAACAAGAUUCGAAGUAUUUCGUUGACGGAAUCUUGGAACUUUUGUCCUGGAUCACUUAAUCCUGCAGAUUUACCCUCACGAGGUAUUUCUGGGCAACUACUUUCGAAUUCUUCCUCAUGGUUCAAUGGACCCAAAUUCUUGGCAAGAGGCGAAGAAGAGUGGCCAAAACGUCCAGUUGGCAACCUCUCACAAAGUGACGAAGUUCUGAGGGAAAUUGUGAAAGAGCAUCCGAAUGUCGUAAGAUCACUAGUUUCGAAUGAAAUCGAACAACGAGCCAUGCCAGAUCUUAACAAAGCAAUCGACAUUACUCGUUAUAGCUCCAUGAAGAAACUUCUUCGAACAACUGCUUAUGUAAUGAGAUUUAUCAACAUGUUAAAGAAGAUGCCACGGUGCGAGCGAACAACAAACAAACUCACAACCUCAGAAGAACUAAGCUCAGACGAAAUAAGGAAGGCGCAGCUGCUGUGGAUAAGGUCUAUUCAACAACUAUCCUUUGAAAAGGAAAUACUAUUCCUUCUGUCAAAGAAUGUGAAUUCUUCAAUACCCAUUUACGUUAAGCAAUUUGGGCUAUUUCUCGACGGUGAUCACGUGCUGCGGUGCCGUGGGAGACUGAAGAAUUCAUCGCUGAAUCUGGAGAGCAAAAAUCCUGUAUUGCUUCCAAAGGAAUCAAGAUUUGUGGAGUUAUUAAUAUGCGAGGUUCACCACAAUGUGAAGCACAGCGGGAUUCGUGAUACACUAACAACCAUUAGAGAGCAUUUUUGGAUAAUCCGUGGUCGAGAAGCAGUAAAGAAAAUAGUCAGGAAAUGUGUCGUUUGUCGUAAAGCCGAAGGUCUUCCUUAUGGGGGAACGCCUCCUCCAGAUCUUCCUGUUAGCAGAGUGUCGGAUGAUCCCCCUUUCACAAACGUAGGUUUGGACUUUGCCGGACCUUUGUUCGUACGAGAAAGUUGUGAAAGGAAUAAUUUGUCGGAUAAUCCAACAAAGGUGUAUAUUCUAUUGUUUACGUGUGCGUCUACUAGAGCCAUUCAUCUGGAGCUCACUCCUUCCUUAAGCGUUCCAGCCUUUCUCCGCGCGUUCCGAAGAUACGCUAGUCGACGAGCACUGCCAGCUCUUCUUAUAUCCGAUAAUGCUAAGACUUUCCGAGCUGCAUGCUUAGAAAUUCGCAAGUUAUGUCGUUCUGAGGAAGUGUUACGCUAUCUUGCAAACCAUCAGAUUACAUGGCAAUUUAUCGUCGAAAAGGCCCCUUGGUGGGAGGCUUCUGGGAACGUUUGA